Molecule: messenger RNA, 2350 nt
Organism: Cyprinodon tularosa
Lineage: Eukaryota; Metazoa; Chordata; Actinopteri; Cyprinodontiformes; Cyprinodontidae
Exons: 2
Coding region: 124-2283 (719 amino acids)
Source: RefSeq, a predicted model, not a curated record
CACACAUUUUCCUAAAGGGGAGUUAGUCAAAUCAUUCCCACGAGGAGCAGCGUCGAAGGCAGACUGACUGUACUUUUAUCCAACAUUGACAAUUACCCAGAGGAACUAAAACCAACAUCAGGAAUGGCCUUUUUAAAUGAAACGAUGAGCAGAAAUAUCUCCAUCUCCAUUCCAAACCCGGAGGAAUUAAUCCUCCCAGAACUGAAAAGAUUAUCACCAGCAGAAUGGACCCUGCUUAUACGGGGUGAGAAAAAUUCACAAAUUACCGUAGUCCUCGCAGAUAUUCUCACCAACAUAUUUCAGAAAUGUGUGGAGCAGACGAUUAAUUUCCUACUUCCAACGAUUGAAGAGAUUAUGGCUGCUAAAACAAAGCCAGAAACCACUGGAAAAAUCAAUGUGAGAUUGAGCAGCCAGAUUUCAACAGAAAUUGCAAAUGUUCUUCAAGCUUCACCAGAUUUCAGUGCUGAGGGAGAAGAAUUAAACGCAUUGAUGGAAGAGGAGGUCUCCGAUAAAGUUACAUUUCUGGUAAACGAGAUCAUAAAGACCCCUGAGUUUUCCGAGGAACCAGCGGUAUACGUGAGCAGAUGCUUCAUGGACCUGAAAAAGUUUAGAAAACUGGUUUUAAACGCAGGUGAAUGUGUCAGAAAAAAUUUGUGCGGAGUCCGUUUUAAUUACCCUGAGAGAUACUGGCAUUCAUUCACAAGAAAGGAGGUUUCAAAUUUGGCUUCAGGCCAAGAAGGGACUACAUUGCUCUCUUCAGAGGAACGUGUAAUGACUCCGUCCUUAGAGGAGUCCGUGACCAAUGGCAUCGCUGAUACAAUUGUUAAUUCCACAGCCAUCUUAGAUGAACACGAAGAACCAGAACAAUUGGUUGAUCAAUUUCAAAUAGAAGAACUGACAGAGGAAAUCAGCAGAACAAUCAUAAAGGAAAUCAGUUCGGGUGGAAAACCACAGAGCCCUGCAGGUGACCCCGCUUUUAACAUUGAAAAAAUAGUUUUCAACCUCAAAAACAUUUUCCGAUCAAGGCUCAGAACUGGCAACUCAGAUGCAAUAACCAAACCUGAAUUCUCCCAGUUUGUCAAACAGCAGUUUAAACACAUGUUGGCUUCUGUGAGGAAAGCUUUACUUACAGGUGACGCAAAGCUGGUAAAGCUGAACUGUUGUGAAUGGAGCCAAAUCAUUUUCCCUGGAUGUACACCGGACUAUUCAUCAUCAGAAGAGGACAUCCCAAAUAAAAUGGACUACAAGGACACAAAAUACAUUCCCAAAACAGAUUAUCAAACCAUCAAAUCUCAAAUUGAUGUCUUGUGUGCAGAACCUUUGGAAAAUCCAUUUCUGAGUGACAUGAUCCAAGAUUUUGCAAAGGAACUGACUGAUCAAUUAUACUCAGACAUCAUGAGGGAGCAUUGUAGUAAAAUUCCGAUUCCUCCAAAAGGAAAGUGGCUGUCAGAUUCUGUCCUCUCUGUAAAGAAAACUAGAGGCACUUCUAGGCAGAUCCAAAUUUGCCCUGAAGUUUUCUAUGCCAGAACUGAAGACGAGGUUAAGCUGUUCCUUGGAAAAAUCUUUCUUUGGAUAAAAACAGAAGAAACGGAGGGGAUAAGUGAAGGAGACAAAGUGUGCAGCUUAGUCUCAAAGAUCGAUGAUCUGGUGGAAACAUUGUCAUGUCGAACGGAAAGCCCAAAAGCCAAUGUUUUUCAAGAACUAGGGCCGAGCACACCCCAACCUCAAAAUGAAGAAGAGAAUUUUCUUUUCCAAGAAUUAGGGUCCAUCUGUACACUGACAGACAGCAACCAAUGCACCCCAUGUACAUCGGAGGGAGAUGCUGACCGGUCUGCAUCUGACACUGGUGAUUCACUCUUUGCUAUUGAUAGGAAACCCUUUGUUCUGCCAAAGAAAACACCAGAAAGAUUUGAUGAGAACAAACAUUUGGCUUUCUUUGUAAUGAACACAAUUUUCAAUUGUUCAAAGAAAAGAGGCGGACCCCUGACGUCAUUAGAGAUAAGACAUAUCUUAUCCAAACUGUCAGGAAAGAAAGUAAAGAAACUUGCAGACCUGACUAAAGAUGAAGAACUAGUAAAAAAGCUCGUUACGGAUAUCUGCAAACAACUAAGGGAGGAGUAUGGCUCGGAUCAAGAACUAUACAGUUCUAUGGCAUCAGACACUGUUUGUCCAGUUCAGACUGUAGUGUUAAAAUAUUUAAGAAGUCAUCUUCCAAAACCCCAACCUAGUACCUUCCAUGUGGGAAUUAGAAAUUUUUUUAAGGGCCUGUUCAGAAAAAAGUGAUCCUCUACGAGCCUGUAGAUGAAAAUACGGGUCAUAAUGGCAUGUGCUGUCCUGCACAACAUCUGCC